ACCGGGAGGGACGUAGCUCGUAGCUCGGGCAUACUUUCGGCUCCCCGGUUGUUUUCCUCCUGCCCACGCUGCAGGUUUUUCAGGUCCGCGCUGGAGCGUGCACUCCCAGGCGUAAAUAAACGUGCGCUCCCCGCCCCGCGUCAGCCAGCCGGCUAUUUAAGCGGCUGGCAGCAGUGAGCGCGGCUUGCAGACGCAGCGCUCGCCCGUCCCGUCCCGUCCUGUCCCUGCUCCUUCCACGCGCGCCGGGACCAUGUCGACAGAGAGCUCGAACGGCCCCACGGAGGACCAGCUGGAGAUCCUGGAGUACAACUUCAGCAAGGUCAACAAGCACCCGGACGCCACUACGCUGUGCCUCAUCGCGGCCGAGGCCGGCCUGUCCGAGGAGGAGACGCUGAAAUGGUUUAAGCAGCGUCUGGCGCAGUGGCGACGGUCAGAAGGCCUUCCAUCGGAGUGCAGAUCCGUCACAGACUAACGGGACAUGAGGCGCUUCCCUUCAGGAAGACCAUCUUUGAUGUCUGUCCUUGGCUCCACCAAGCUUUUUUGGUUUAUUAAUAUCAUGCUGUAUGUUCCAUUGUUAGCUGUCCUGGUAUUUAACACUGUUGUAUUUUUUUUUAAUGUACAUAGCUAGAAAAGAGAAUAACAAUAGGAUGCAGUGAGCAGCUUUUGUGUAAACUGGCUCAGCUAGAAAACUAUGGCCUGCCUUUCCCUUUAAACCGUGUUGAGAGAUGGUGUGAAAACCCCGGAAGUUUGCUUUUGACCAUCACCUCAGUAACAUUCCCCUUCCACCAUCCAUUUCAAAGCUGUUAAAACGCUAAUAUGACCCAGUAGGAGAAACAUUUCUUUCUGAAUUCACGUCCUAAGUUAUUUUCCUUAUGAUUCAUUUAAUACCUUCAGGUUGAGUGCAAAGUCAGAAGGAUAUUUGAGUGAUUCAGAUUAUCUAAAGCAGUUCCUUGGAUCAAAGCUACCUUGACUUUUUUUUGCAAAGAAUUCAUUUAGGCUAGAAGAUCAAAACCUUAACUGCUUUAUCAACUUUUUAACUGGAAGAAAAGCAAGUAAAGAAGUCCACAAAAGUUCGGAAUUUACUUUAUUUGAAUGCAUCUGAUAAGAUAAUGUUGAUAAAUAAAAUGAACUAAAUAAACCAUG
This is a messenger RNA of Sorex fumeus (smoky shrew), 1143 nucleotides long. It is a transcript of the gene HOPX, whose product is annotated as HOP homeobox. Lineage: Eukaryota; Metazoa; Chordata; Mammalia; Eulipotyphla; Soricidae. The coding region runs from base 251 to 472 and encodes 73 amino acids. Gene Ontology annotation, molecular function: DNA binding. Gene Ontology annotation, biological process: cell differentiation; regulation of transcription by RNA polymerase II. Gene Ontology annotation, cellular component: nucleus. The transcript is spliced from 3 exons. The record is from RefSeq and is a predicted model, not a curated record.